AGGCCCAGCCAUGUCCAGCCCAGGGCUCCUGCUCCUGCUGUUGCUGCUGGCAGCCCCGCUGUGUCCCACUCCCCUGUCCCCGCCAGACUCUCCAGAGGGCAAGGCCUCCCAGGCCAGCCUCAUCCUCUCUGUGCUGGAGAGAGCCACCUCCUUCCUGAAGAAGAGGCUGCCUGAAAUCAACCUGGACGGCGUGGUGGGCUUCCGUGUGCUGCAAGCACAGCUGAGAGGCGCCCGGGAGGUGUGGGCCCGAGACCCCCGGCUGCAGGCACAGAGCCGGCGCGUGGGGGAGCUGGCGGAGAGGCUGGAGGGCCUUCUGCAGGCGUCCGCGGUCUACCUCAACCUGAGUGACCCCAAGUACCUAAGAGAAUUCCAGCCCAUCCUGCAGCCUGGAUUUUGGAAGCUCCCCAAUGCCUGGACCCGCACCACUGCCUCCCUGGUGUACCCCAAGCUCAAGGCCCAGGACACCUUCUCCGAGGAACACAGCGACCAGUGUCUGGUGCAGCUGCUGGGAACAGGGACAGCCGGCCGCCAGCCCUGCCAGGUCUCCAGCUUCUGCAGGGCCCUGGUGACCGAGCCGGGCUGCUGGGGCUACUCCCUGUCCCACCAGCUGCUCUUCUUCCUCAUGGCCAGAAUGAAGGGAUGCACAGGGGGACUGUUCUGCCAGAGCCAGAGCUACACCAGCCGCUUCUGCGCCAACAUGAUGGACCUGAACCGGAGAGUGGAAGCCCUUGGAUACGCCCACCCCACGCGGGACAUCUUCAUGGAAAACAUCAUGUUCUGCGGACUCAGCGGCUUCUCAGACUUCUACAAACCCGAGUGGCUGGAGGCCAUUCUUGGCUGGCAGAAGCCGCAGGAAGGGUGCUUCGGGAGGCCUGACCCCGAGGCUGCAGAGUUCUCUAAACCCGCUCAACACCAGCAGCAUUUUUUGAGGAGAGUGAAGAGGCGAGAAAAACAAUUUAUAGAUGGCUGCUCCUCCCACAACACGGCCACGGCAGUGGCAGCCCUGGGUGGCUUCCUCUACAUCCUGGCUGGAUACAACGGGGAGCCCCAGCCGGCCUCGCCGGUGCCGCCCUCGGGGAGUGAGCGCCGCACCUGCCACCCACCCGGAAGAUGAAACAGCUGCCUCGGGUUCCCCCCACCGCCUCGGGCCCCCCGCCUCGGCCCCCCCGCCUCGGGGUCCCCCCACCUCAAGCCCCCCGCCUCGGGUCCCCCCACCUCGAGCACCCCCCGCCUCGGGGCCCGCCGCCUUGGGGUCACCCCUGCCGCCAGUCCCAGGCUACAUCAGAGAAGCAGAUGGGCGAGGCUGCCCCCGCAUCCCCUCUGGGGAGCAGGGCUGGAGGGGGGCUGGGCUGCACGCAGGCCUGGCGGCCGAUGAAUAAAUGUAGAA
Condylura cristata (star-nosed mole) is the source of this 1387-nucleotide messenger RNA. RefSeq names its product chromosome unknown open reading frame, human C16orf89 (gene CUNH16orf89). Bases 11 to 1114 code for a protein of 367 amino acids. Gene Ontology annotation, cellular component: membrane; cytosol. Lineage: Eukaryota; Metazoa; Chordata; Mammalia; Eulipotyphla; Talpidae. The record is from RefSeq and is a predicted model, not a curated record. The transcript is spliced from 8 exons.